This is a messenger RNA of Nerophis lumbriciformis (worm pipefish), 1467 nucleotides long. Lineage: Eukaryota; Metazoa; Chordata; Actinopteri; Syngnathiformes; Syngnathidae. The record is from RefSeq and is a predicted model, not a curated record.
AUGUCGUCGGACUCCUGGGCCCAGGCAGUGGACGAGCAAGAGGCCGCGGCGGAAUCGAUUGGCAACCUUCAGAUAAAAGAGACGCGCGCAGAAAAUGGUACAUCUGUCCCGUCAGCAGAAUCUGAAAAAAAACAAGAAGUGCCAGAAAACUCGACAGGAGAUAAGGCUAAAGAGGAGGAGGAAAACGUCGACAAGGCAGCACAGUCCUUGUUAAACAAACUCAUAAGAAGCAAUCUUGUGAACACCACCAAUCAAGUAGAAGUACUGCAGAAGGAUCCCAACUCGCCGCUGUACUCUGUCAAAUCAUUCGAGGAGUUGCAUCUCAAACCGCAGCUCCUCCAGGGUGUCUAUGGCAUGGGUUUUAACCGGCCUUCCAAAAUCCAGGAAACCGCCUUACCUAUGAUGCUCGCUGAACCUCCACAGAAUCUGAUAGCCCAGUCUCAAUCAGGAACAGGAAAAACGGCUGCCUUUGUCCUCGCCAUGCUCAGCCAUGUCAAUCCUGACUACAAGCAUCCCCAGUGCCUGUGUUUGUCACCCACCUAUGAACUGGCGCUUCAAACUGGCAAAGUCAUUGAACAGAUGGGCAAAAACUAUCCCGAAGUGAAGUUGGUUUACGCCAUCCGGGGAAAUAGACUGCAGAGAGGCGUAAAACUUCAAGAGCAAAUAGUCAUCGGCACGCCCGGCACCAUGUUGGACUGGUGCGGGAAGUUAAGAUUCAUCGAUCCCGAGAAGAUCCGGGUCUUCGUGCUGGACGAGGCUGAUGUCAUGAUCGCAACACAGGGUCACAAAGACCAGAGUAUUCGCAUCCAAAGGAUGCUGCCCAAAAAUUGUCAGAUGUUGCUCUUCUCGGCCACUUUUGAGGAGACUGUUUGGGAUUUUGCCAGGCGCAUCGUACCCGACCCAAACAUCAUCAAAUUAAAACGAGAGGAAGAGACCCUGGAUACCAUCAAACAAUACUACGUACUGUGUAACAGCAAGGAGGAAAAGUUCGAAGCCUUGUGUAACAUCUAUGGAGCCAUCACGAUUGCCCAGGCUAUGAUUUUCUGCCAUACAAGAAAGACUGCAGGCUGGCUGGCAGGGGAGCUUUCCAAAGAGAACCACCAGGUGGCGCUGCUCAGUGGGGAAAUGCAAGUGGAGCAGAGGGCUGCUGUUAUUGAACGCUUUAGAGAUGGGAAGGAGAAGGUCCUUGUAACCACAAAUGUUUGUGCCAGAGGCAUUGAUGUGGAGCAGGUAUCGGUGGUGAUCAAUUUUGACCUGCCAGUAGACCAAGAUGGUAACCCGGACAACGAGACGUACCUGCACAGGAUCGGUCGCACGGGUCGAUUCGGUAAAAGGGGACUGGCCAUCAACAUGGUGGACAGCAGGAUGAGCAUGAACAUCCUCAACAGGAUCCAGGAACAUUUUAACAAGAAAAUAGAGAAACUAGACACUCACGACCUGGAUGAAAUAGAGAAAAUCGCCAGCUAA